UUCCCAUUUUAAUUAAUAUUUCUGGAACUAAAAAGUACAGUAGUACAUAUUGAACCCUUGAAUUUGAGAGUUGAAACUUGAAGAAAACCCUUCUUUGGGUGUAAACUGGAACUGAAACUGAACCUAACAAAACAACUCCACUCUCUCCCAAACCCAAACAUGAGCCGGCAUCCGGAGGUUCUAUGGGCUCAGAGAUCGGAUAAAGUUUACCUGACGGUGGCUCUUCCUGAUGCCAAAGACAUCAAUGUAAAGUGUGAGCCUCAGGGUUUGUUUUCUUUCUCUGCUUUGGGAGCUCAAGGAGAACCCUUUCACUUCACUUUAACACUUUAUGGAACUAUACUCCCUGAGGGUUGUAAGACAAAACCGGGGUUAAGGAACAUAAUAUGUUCAAUCCAGAAAGAACAGAAAGGUUGGUGGAAAAGAUUGUUGAAAACAGAAGAAAAACCAGCACCUUAUCUGAAAGUUGAUUGGAACAAGUGGUGUGAUGAGGAUGAGGAAGAGUCGAGAUCUGACUCUGCAUCCGAGGAUGGUGAUCAUGCUGCGUAUGUCGGUGAUGAAGACGAAAGCAGCGAUGACGAAGGAAUGCUUUAUCUCCCCGACUUGGAAAAGGUGCGAGGAAACAAAAAGCGAUGAGUGAGGAGUACUAACAAGUAACAUGCAGCCGGCGAUGCAGUUAAACAACGCCCUUAUCAGAUAAUUGAUAGGUAUAUACUAGGGAACUGUUGAGUUUGAUGAAUUAUAACAAAUAUAUAAUUGAGUUGAGACUGUACAUAAUCUGACAGUGCUUCCUUUUAUGCUCUAAAUCUAACCUCUCAAAUCAUUUGGCAUCUAAACAUGAGAUGCCUUUUGCUGCUGUAGUAGUUGUAGCUGUACUACCACGGAUUCUUUCCUUCAUUUUUUUCUGCUUAGUAGACCUGUUAUGGAUUAAAAAAUCAUGUGAAAUAUUGGAUUUUGAUUACUAUCUGGUGAUUUUGAGCAUUACUAUCA
Molecule: messenger RNA, 987 nt
Organism: Cannabis sativa
Lineage: Eukaryota; Viridiplantae; Streptophyta; Magnoliopsida; Rosales; Cannabaceae
Product: co-chaperone protein p23-2
Exons: 6
Coding region: 160-633 (157 amino acids)
Biological process (GO): chaperone-mediated protein complex assembly; protein folding
Cellular component (GO): cytosol; nucleus
Molecular function (GO): protein-folding chaperone binding; Hsp90 protein binding
Source: RefSeq, a predicted model, not a curated record